This is a messenger RNA of Aureobasidium pullulans EXF-150, 642 nucleotides long. RefSeq lists its product as uncharacterized. Bases 82 to 579 code for a protein of 165 amino acids. The transcript has 2 exons. The record is from RefSeq and is a predicted model, not a curated record. Lineage: Eukaryota; Fungi; Ascomycota; Dothideomycetes; Dothideales; Saccotheciaceae.
UGUUUUCCAUGCUAGAGAGAACGGAAGCUCCAAAAAUGAAGAUUAACGCUGGUCGUGGACAUCGUGUCUGAUCCCUAAUCAAUGUCCGGCAUCGACGUUCUCAAGCAGGUUUGCACAGCUCGUGACUUGUACUGCAAUCACAGUGCCUAUCGUGGCCGCAAAGAAGCUUGGCACCUGCACUUUCUCCAUCUUGCCCGCUUGCAACUCUUCUUUGACAACAACCACCACAUUCAAGAGACAAAAACUGCAUUCACAAUACAGCAUCAAUCGACGAUAAUGUUACCCUUCAUCAUCAACACCACCAACAUGCCACUACUCCUUUCUAGGGCAGCACGCACGAUUAGGGUUAGAAGUACGAUCGUACCGAUGACUACCCGAUCCCGAACACCCGUACCACUACCUACGAUACGACACCAUCCUCUAUCAACAAGACCACCGUCACCGCUAGCGAAAGCCAUAGAAAGGAAUUCCCGAAUGCUGUACAGAAUGCUACAGAUGCAGAAACGCAAUCAUAAGGAGAAUGUCGAUUACCUAAAGGACCUUAUCAAGCUUAAGAGGCAGCGCAAGUUUUGGGCCUAGGCGUCGCUUAUAGUGCACUGCCUGUUUUCUGCAGUCUACGCAGCUUUCCUCGUAUGGGUGGCU